AUGGGGGUGAGUCUGCACACGGUGCCCAACCAGCCGAACAGAAUACUCAACAUCAAGGAUAUCCACAACGUAAUUUGCGACAAUGACGUGCACUACUUCCGCACGAGACUUGUUGAGAUCGAGAAAACCCAGAACUCCCAUGAUGGCCGGGUCUUACCGAUGCCACGCAUCCUCGACGUCGAACAGUUCUGCCACGAGCGUAACCUCCUUCUUCACGGCGACGGCGCUCGUCUGGUCAAUACCAGUGUGGCCUCUGGAAUCCCAAUGGACGAUCUCGUGCCUCGGUCUCGCUCUGUUUGA
Phytophthora nicotianae INRA-310 is the source of this 300-nucleotide messenger RNA. RefSeq lists its product as hypothetical. The transcript has a single exon. The coding region runs from base 1 to 300 and encodes 99 amino acids. Gene Ontology annotation, cellular component: cytosol. Gene Ontology annotation, molecular function: L-allo-threonine aldolase activity. NCBI's taxonomy places the organism in Eukaryota, Oomycota, Peronosporomycetes, Peronosporales, Peronosporaceae. The record is from RefSeq and is a predicted model, not a curated record. Gene Ontology annotation, biological process: glycine biosynthetic process; L-threonine catabolic process.